Ilyonectria robusta is the source of this 2493-nucleotide messenger RNA. RefSeq names its product putative glycosyl hydrolase. Lineage: Eukaryota; Fungi; Ascomycota; Sordariomycetes; Hypocreales; Nectriaceae. Gene Ontology annotation, molecular function: hydrolase activity, hydrolyzing O-glycosyl compounds. The coding region runs from base 1 to 2493 and encodes 830 amino acids. The record is from RefSeq and is a predicted model, not a curated record. Gene Ontology annotation, biological process: carbohydrate metabolic process. The transcript has 4 exons.
AUGGUCCACGAUGCCGAAAAGAUACAAACCCAAUUAAAGCAGUUGUCCUUGGAGGAGAAGGUAAGUCUGCUUUCCGGCUCUGGAUUUGCUACGACUGCGGCAAUCCCUCGACUUGGAAUACCUUCUUUGAAAGUAAUAGAUGUCCUGGCAGGAGGAGGCCCUACGACAGUCUGCUUCCCAAGCACUUCCUGCUUCGGCGCGACAUGGAACAUCGACCUGAUACGCCGUCUCGGUGAGGCACUUGGUAGCCAAGCAAAGUUCAAAGACGUUGCAACUAUUAUGGGCCCUGGGGUGAAUCUGCACCGAGACCCUCGUUGUGGCCGUAACUUCGAGUACUUCAGCGAGGAUCCGUUUCUUACAGGCUGCCUCGGGGCGGCCUUAAUCAACGGUAUUCAGAGUCACGGAGUAGGUGCUUGCGCGAAGCAUUUCGUUGCGAAUGACGCCGAAAACUACCGAAGAUCGUAUAAUGUUUUGGAUCCAUCCGGAGGCAAGGCUCUGCGGGAGCUUUAUCUGGCUGCAUUUCAAGAAGUGCUCGUUCACUCGAACCCUGUAGCGAUCAUGACUUCCUACAACAAGGUCGAAAACUUUCACACCUCUGAAACUCCACUACUGGCUGAAGUCAUACGUGGUGAGUGGGGAUACGACGGCGCUAUUCAGUCAGAUUGGUUUGGAACCGUUUCAACGGUACCAUCUAUCCUGGCAGGGCAGGAUUUAGAGAUGCCCGGUCCUUCCAUUUUCCGCGGUCCGCGUUUGAUGAAAGCUGUCAGAGAUGGACUCGUAUCAGAGGGACAGAUUGAUCAGCGAGCAACAAAGAUGCUCGAGUGGAUUGACAAAGUUACACAACGGUCCACGAAGCUACCCUUGUCUCAGGACGAUUCAGUGGCGGUGGCCAGACAAGUUGCUGCAGAAGGCGUCGUCCUACUGAAGAAUGAGGGCGCAGUUCUGCCACUUGAUCCAAAAACACCGAGCAGAAUAGCUGUCAUAGGUCUGCCAGCCGUUGACCCUCCUGUGGGUGGUGGAGGCAGCUCUUUGGCACCUCCUCAGUAUGUUCGAAAUGCCUGUGACGCCAUCAAGGCCGCACACAUCGAUCCGCAUCUAGUUCGAUACGGAGGUGGUGUUCGUUGCAAUAAGAUCCUCCCAACUAUCCCAGCAGACCGGAUCUCAACUCCUGAUGGACUACAAGGUGUUAGCGUCGCCUACUACAACAACUCUUCCCCUUCAACGCCCGUUUUCACCGAACCCCAGAGGCGAGCCCAGGUUAUGAUGCUAGGAUGGCUUGCGCCUGGUUUGGAUGAAUCUGGUGGAUUUCGCUACGAAAUCAAGACCACAUUUAUCCCAGAAUCAACGGGUAAUCACUCCAUAGGUGUUCGAUCAACAGGGGCAUACCGGCUGUUCAUCGACGAAUCUGAGAUUCUCUCGGCUCCAUCACCCAGCUGCAAUGCUGAAACAUUCCUCUUCACGCCACACAAAUUAGAGACGUCAAUCGUAUUCCCCAUGAGCUCAGGACAGUCAUACUCUAUCCGUCUUGUAGUGCAGUCCUGGAAGUCAACAGUUCAAAAGGCAAAUGAACCCAGUCCGCACAUGACGGAGUUAUGUUUUCAGACGGAAAAUGCUGAUGAUCAGGCAAUCACGGAAGCGGUCUCACUUGCGAGAGACUCUGACGUUUCUAUUGUCUUCGCAGGCCGUAACAGCCAGCAUGAAGGUGAAGGUUCGGACAUGGAGAACAUCAGUCUGCCAAAUAGGCAAGAGGCCCUUAUACGUGCUGUGGCAGCUGCCAGCAAGAAGACUAUCGUGGUGCUUUACAGCGGCGGCCCUUUCGAUGUGUCCGCAUUUGUAGGGUCCGUGGAUGCCAUCAUUCACGCGCACUACUUGGGUCAAGAAGGAGAUCUUUCACUUGCUGAUAUUCUCUACGGGAAGAUCAACCCCAGCGGCAAAUUGGCGACCACAUGGCCGAUGCAGUUGGAAGACGUUGCUACUUUCGGAAAUUUUCCCGCAUCGAUGAACCCCGACGGUCAACCCGAGAUAACUCUUCAGGAAGGUAUCGAGUUUGGUUACAGAUGCCAACACCUUGUCCCUCCUCGCUACCCUUUUGGUUACGGCCUCUCCUACACCGUCUUCCAAUUUUCCGAUCUAGCUAUCGAACCGACUCAUAUCGAUACCGCAAAAGAAUAUUCGGAAGCUGUUAUCAGCGUCAGGGUUACAAAUACAGGUCCCAGGACCGGUGCCGAAGUGGUGCAAGUAUAUGUUCAGCCUUCCGGAGCUUCGGGACGGUCACCCAAAAUCCUGAAGGGUUUCUCCAAGGUCUUGCUUGAGCCUGGUACAUCAUCAGAGCAGAAGAUUAAGAUCAACAUACGCCAGGCAUUGAGCUCUUGGGAUACACAGUUGAAGAAGUGGCGGCUCGACUCAGGUGCCUACCGCGUUAGUAUUAACGGAUAUACUGCUGAAGAAGCGACAAUAAAUGUUGGUGAACAGGUUACAUGGCUUGGUUUGUAA